Nerophis lumbriciformis (worm pipefish) is the source of this 3723-nucleotide messenger RNA. NCBI's taxonomy places the organism in Eukaryota, Metazoa, Chordata, Actinopteri, Syngnathiformes, Syngnathidae. The record is from RefSeq and is a predicted model, not a curated record.
AUGGAUCUAAAAGACUAUUACCUGUUGGGUGCUCUGCUUGCCUGCAUAUGGUUAGAUCCUUCAAUAGCCCAAGAACUAAUCUACCCCAUCAGAGAGGAGCUGCAAGAAAAUGUCCUUAUUGGAAAUAUACCAAGGGACCUCAAUAUUUCCCAUACAAAUGCAGCCACUGGAGCAAGUGCUAAUCUUGUGUAUCGUCUGGUCUCUAAAGCAGGAGAUAAUCCUCUGGUCCGCGUUCUGAGCAGCACCGGCGAGAUAUUCACGACAUCAAACCGAAUUGAUAGAGAGAAGUUAUGCCCUGGUCCCUCCUUUGAGGACAGCGAGUGCUCCUUUGAAAUUGAAGUAGUCAUCCUGCCUAAUGAUUAUUUCAGACUGAUUAAAAUAAAAAUAAUUGUAAGGGACACAAAUGAUAAUGCGCCCAUGUUCCCAUCUCCUGUGAUCAACAUCUCCAUCCCAGAAAACACGCUCAUAAACAGUCGCUUUGCUAUUCCUUCGGCCACUGACCCAGACACUGGUCCAAAUAGUGUCCACAAAUAUGAGUUGAUCAAUGGGCAAAGUGCCUUCGGUUUAGACAUAGUGGAAACGCCUGAGGGUGAGAAGUGGCCGCAGCUCAUUGUGCAGCAGAAUCUGGACAGAGAGCAGAAGGAUACAUAUGUGAUGAAGAUUAAAGUGGAGGAUGGCGGCAGCCCACAAAAAUCCAGCACGGCCAUUCUCCAAGUUACUGUAACAGAUGUCAACGAUAACAGACCUGUCUUUAAGGAGAGUCAGGUAGAGGUGCAUAUUCCGGAGAAUUCCCCUAUCGGCACAUCUGUUGUGCAGCUUCAGGCCACAGAUGCAGAUGUUGGGACCAAUGCAGAGAUUCGAUAUGUAUUUGGGACUCAGGUGUCACCAGCUACAAAGAGGCUGUUUGCACUAAAUGCGACAUCUGGCUUAAUCACUGUGCAGAGGCCCCUGGACAGAGAAGAGACUGCAAUACACAAGCUCUCUGUUGUGGCUAGUGAUGGCAGCCCUAGCCCUGCCAGAGCUAUUAUUUCAAUAAAUGUGACUGAUGUUAAUGACAAUGCCCCUAAUAUAGACUUGAGAUAUAUCAUCAGUCCCAUUAAUGGCACUGUUUUUCUCUCUGAGAAGGAUCCCAUCAAUACCAAGAUUGCCCUCAUCACAGUAUCAGACAAAGACACUGACAUCAACGGCAAGGUCAUUUGUUUCAUUGAAAAGGAUGUACCCUUCCACCUCAAAGCUGUGUAUGAUAAUCAGUAUCUGUUGGAGACAUCUGCACUGCUGGACUAUGAAGGGAAAAAGGAGUAUAAUUUCAAAAUUGUGGCUUCGGAUUCUGGAAAACCAAGCUUAAAUCAGACUGCCUUAGUUAGAGUGAGGCUAGAGGAUGAGAAUGACAACCCACCUAUUUUCACUCAACCUGUCAUUGAGCUGGCUGUCAUGGAGAACAACAAACGGGACCUGUUUCUCACCACUCUCAGCGCAACAGAUGAGGACAGUGGAAAAAAUGCAGAGAUUGUUUAUCAGCUUGGACCAAAUGCAUCAUUUUUUGAUCUUGACCGUAAAACCGGGGUUUUGACUGCAUCUCGGGUUUUUGAUCGUGAGGAUCAGGACAAGUUCCUGUUCACGAUAACUGCAAGAGAUAAUGGCACUCCACCGCUGCAGACGCAAGCAGCUGUCAUGGUUACUGUGCUGGAUGAAAAUGACAACAACCCCAAGUUCACGCAUAACCACUUCCAGUUUUUUGUCUCUGAGAAUCUUCCUAAAUACAGCACUGUUGGGGUAAUAACUGUGACAGAUUCUGACGCUGGAGAAAAUGCUGCCGUUUCCCUUUCCAUUUUGAAUGACAACGAAAACUUCAUAUUAGAUGCAUUCUCUGGCGUUAUAAAGUCCAAUGUGUCCUUCGAUAGAGAGCAACAGAGUUCCUACACCUUUGAUGUGAGGGCUGUGGACAGUGGCAGGCCUCCGUGCUCAUCAGCUGCCAAGGUGACCAUCAAUGUCAUUGAUGUGAACGACAACACGCCUGUUGUCAUCUCUCCUCCCUCAAACACAUCUUUUAAACUUGUGCCUAUGUCCUCCAUCCCCGGAUCUGUGGUCGCUGAGGUGUUUGCUGUGGAUGGUGAUACAGGGAUGAACGCUGAACUGAAAUACACAAUUGUGCAUGGCAACAACAAAGGUCUGUUCAGGAUUGACCCGGUCACUGGGAAUAUCACUCUCGAAGAGAAGCCAGCAGUAAACGACAUAGGAUUACAUAGAUUAGUGGUCAACAUCAGUGAUUUAGGAUAUCCAAAGUCCCUCCAUACUCUGGUGCUGGUAUUCCUUUAUGUCAAUGAGUCUGUGGGCAACUACACUCUCAUCAAUGAUCUCAUUCGGCGUAGGAUGGAAACUCCGAUUGAGCGCAACAUUAUUGAAAGCAGUGAAACUUAUCAAAGUGGUGACUAUUUAACAAUAAUGAUAGCCUUUGUGACCGGCGCUUUAGUCGUGAUUAUUGUCAUCUUUGUGACUGUCCUGUUGCGCUGCCGACACACUUCCAGGUUCAAAGCUGCACAGAGGAAAAAACAGGGAACAGAAUGGAUGUCACCAAACACAGAGAACAAGCAAAAUAAGAAGAAAAAGCGCAAGAAAAGAAAAUCUCCAAAGAGCUCCUUGCUCAACUUUGUUACCAUUGACGGAAACAAACCUGAUGAUCCUGCCCACGAGCCAAUCAACGGAACCAUCAGUCUGCCCACCGAACUGGAAGAGCAAGGGAUUGGACGCUUUGAUUGGAAUGCCACACCUACCACCACCUUCAAACCAAGCAGCCCUGACCUGGCCCGGCACUACAAAUCUGCCUCCCCGCAAUCAGCAUUCCACCUCAAGGCUGACACCCCAGUCUCUGUGAAGAAGCACCAUGUGAUUCAAGAACUUCCACUGGAUAACACAUUUGUUGGGGGCUGCGACACCCUUUCCAAGAGGUCCUCCACAAGCUCAGACCACUUCAGUGCCUCAGAGUGCAGUUCCCAAGGAGGGUUCAAGACGAAGCCGCCCAUGCACACCAGACAGCAGUCACCUUUGCGAGGAACAUUAACUCGCGCCCGCACUGAACUGAACCCCGAAUAUCUGGACCUUCGUCCCAGGGCUGAGCUCAACCCUGAAUAUUGGACCCCUUGCACACCCUUAUCGCAGCGACGUGUCACGUUUCACCUGCCGGAUGGCUCCCAGGAGAGCUGCAGUGACAGCGGUUUGGGGGAGCACGAGCCUGUAGGCAGUGGCUCACUCCUCACACAACCUCUCCCUCUGGUGCAGGCACAAGACGACUUCUACGAGCAGGCUUCCCCUGACAAGAGAACUGAAGCAGAUGGCAACUCUGAUCCCAACUAUGACGGACCCCUGGGACCACGUGGCCUUAUGGAGGCCUCGGAGAUGUGCACACAGGAAUGCCUCGUUCUGGGACAUUCUGACAACUGCUGGAUGCCCCCAACUUUAGCAUCGUACCAGCAGCACAAGUCCCCUGUAUCCAGUUUUGUAUCGCACAGGGAGUGGGGUCCCAAUGAUAAACUUCUCAAUGGGCAUACUUUGAAUAGAACCUGGAAAAAGGAAAAUGGGCAGUCAGAGCAUUUCGGUGACAGGAAGCAAUUUGGGACUGAAGAGGGACACUUUUCAAGCACCGGCAUGGCUGAUAUUCCUUUGGUAGGUUUAAAGUCCUGCCAGUCAGCUUCAUGCCCAGACACCCCCAAGGACCAGCAGCUUUAA